This is a messenger RNA of Melospiza melodia melodia, 4557 nucleotides long. It is a transcript of the gene NEDD4L, whose product is annotated as NEDD4 like E3 ubiquitin protein ligase. Gene Ontology annotation, molecular function: protein binding; ubiquitin protein ligase activity; sodium channel inhibitor activity. The record is from RefSeq and is a predicted model, not a curated record. NCBI's taxonomy places the organism in Eukaryota, Metazoa, Chordata, Aves, Passeriformes, Passerellidae. Gene Ontology annotation, cellular component: cytoplasm. Gene Ontology annotation, biological process: regulation of dendrite morphogenesis; ubiquitin-dependent protein catabolic process; protein polyubiquitination. The transcript is spliced from 28 exons. The coding region runs from base 1169 to 4279 and encodes 1036 amino acids.
UUCUUUUCUGGUAUGUGCUGAGAAGUGUGUGCACCCUUCACGUGGGAGUGCCCUCAGGGCACUGAAUAUCUUUGUUGUAGCAGAGCUGAUUUAGGGUGGUUGCUUCACGUUUUGGUGUAUCCUGUCUGCCUGUCCUCCUGAGCUCUUCUGGCUCUCAGAGUGUAACUGUACUCCAUGCUGGCAGUGCCACGCGUGGUGGCAUUGCUGACUCCCUCUCUGGAGGCCAGCCAGGAGCAGGCAGUUCUGUGCAGGGUCUGAGACAAAUCGGUACAAACGGACAUGCAACACCCAACUCCGCUUUUCCCUCACCUGUACUGCCUGGUAAAUCUGGAAAAGGAGCUUUCUGUCUUGCUUUCCUGCAUGUUUCUGCUGGUUUUACUGUGUGAGAGAUCUUUGCCAUAUGUAUGAUUGCUUUGUAAUUUGUAGUUGCUCAAAGGGAGCUGCAGAUUAUAUUGCUGUUGGGGAUUUUUAAAGGCAAAAGAUUUUUGCUUAAUUGCGUUAUGAGCCUGGUUAAAAUGGAAAGCAUAACCGUGUUGUAUUUAUUCCUGUCCUGCCAUGACAGCCCAGAGCUGUAACACACCCGUGUUAUGCUUGAAAGAAUUUUCCUCAUUUGCAUGUGGUGUUGACUUAAACUUUUAACACAAAAUGGAAGUGUUCUGUUGUAGUUACAUUCUUCUGCAAGUGCUUUCUCCAAGUGUGCCCUGUGAAUCUGAUGUGGUUUAGAUUUAUAGCAGUGCUGAGUGUGUUCACUGCCUCCGUCAGCUGCGAGAGCUUUCCCGCUGGGGCCGCUCCUCCCUGAUGGAAAAGGAGCAGCUGGGAAGGUGCUGUUUCAGGCUCUUGCUGGCAUUACAAAAAAAAAAAAAAAAAAAGGAAAAAACAAACUCCUCACACACACUUACAUUGGAGAGGGGGAACCAGGCCACGUGACUCCCACCAUCCUACCCUAUGUCACCGUGUGUGUAAGAGCGCUGACUGCUCCUGCCCAAUCAUGCCUGGAAUGCCGCUUGCCACUUGGGCUAUUUCUGCUAUCUGUCGCUCCCAGGGCUGCAGUGCUAACCGUUUGGCAGAUGGGACACUUUUUCUUGGAGUUCAUGUCUUUGGUUUUUAACUUCUGGCAGUGCCUGAAUUGUUGCUGUUCUCCCUCUCCUUUUCUCCUCUCUGUAAAACCAUGGCCCAUCGGCUACGGUUUCAUUUUGGUUCUGGGAGAAGCAACACAGCCCCCGAAUCGGAGAUCCUCGCCCGGGAGAGAGAAGAUGACUUUUUCAUGGCAUUCCACACCUUGCCAAGAAGAAGCAGCCCUCACGCCUUCUUGCGGCACGGAGCAGAGGAUGGCAGCAAUGGAGGUUUGCACGAAGCGGGCGCCUUGAAGAGGAGCACAUCCAUGUUUAUCCCGCAGCUGCUGAACGGCGUGGACGCGCGCCCCACCAGGAGCUCGUCCAUGCAGAUCUCGCUGCAGCGCAAGGCUGCCGACGGCUGCGCCGACGAGAGCGCGGCCCCGGACUCUCCGGAGGAGACGCUCCCCUGGAAAUUCUCAGACUUCAGGGAGCGUUACGCAUCCCCCGCUGAAAAGCGCUCUUCUCCAAGUGCUCCACAGACCCGAGACGACUUCCUGGGCCAGGUGGAUGUGCCGCUCAGUCACCUCCCGACUGAAGACCCAACCAUGGAGAGGCCGUACACAUUUAAGGAUUUCCUCCUCAGACCAAGAAGCCACAAAUCUCGUGUGAAGGGUUUCUUGAGACUGAAGAUGGCGUAUAUGCCCAAAAAUGGUGGCCAAGAGGAAGAAAAUAGUGAUCAGAGGGAUGACUCUGAGCACGGCUGGGACGUGGUGGAUUCCAGCGAUGCCGCGUCUCGUCAGGAGGAGCUGCCGCCUCCUCCACUGCCCCCUGGCUGGGAGGAGAAGGUGGACAACCUGGGGAGAACCUACUACGUGAACCACAACAACAGGAGCACCCAGUGGCACCGGCCCAGCCUCAUCGACGUGGGCUCGGAGUCAGAUAACAAUAUCAGACAGAUAAACCAAGAGGCAGCUCACAGGCGCUUCCGCUCUCGGCGCCACAUCAGCGAGGAUUUGGAGCCAGAGCCUGUGGAGAGUGGAGACAUUCCUGAGCCUUGGGAAACCAUUUCAGAGGAGGCAAGUGCCAGUGGGGAUUCCUUGAGCUUGUCACUGCCACCUCCUCCUGCAUCUCCGGUGUCCCGGACCAGUCCUCAGGAGCUGUCUGAGGAGCUGAGCAGAAGACUCCAGGUCACUCCUGAUUCCAAUGGGGAACAACUCGGCUCUUUGAUUCAAAGAGAACCUUCCUCACGACUGAGGUCCUGCAGUGUGACAGACGCAGUCGCUGAGCAGUCCCAGUUAUCCCUGCAGAAUGGUCCCUCUAGGAGAGCUCGUUCUUCAACUGUCACAGGGGGAGAGGAGCCAACGCCUUCUGUGGCUUACGUGCACACCACGCCGGGCUUGCCUUCAGGCUGGGAGGAGCGCAAGGACGCCAAGGGCCGGACCUACUACGUCAACCACAACAACCGGACCACAACGUGGACACGGCCCAUCAUGCAGCUCGCCGAGGACGGCAUGGUGGGGCCGGGCACGAGCAGCAGCAACCACCUGAGCGAGCCGCAGAUCCGGCGGCCCCGCAGCCUGAGCUCGCCCACCGUCACCCUGUCAGCGCCGCUCGAGGGCAUGAAGGACUCUCCGGUGCGCAGGGCGGUGAAGGACACCCUGUCCAACCCCCAGUCCCCACAGCCGUCCCCCUACAACUCCCCCAAGCCCCAGCACAAGGGGGCGCAGAGCUUCCUGCCCCCGGGCUGGGAGAUGCGCAUCGCCCCGAACGGCCGCCCCUUCUUCAUCGACCACAACACCAAGACCACCACCUGGGAGGAUCCACGACUGAAGUUUCCGGUGCAUUUGAGAUCCAAAGCGUCUCUGAACCCCAACGAUUUGGGCCCUCUUCCUCCUGGCUGGGAGGAAAGAAUACACCUGGAUGGAAGAACAUUUUAUAUAGACCAUAGAAGCCAGGUGUUGAUAUGUGGAGACAUUGAUACCAGAGACUUAGUGCCCUCCUACGAUAAUAAAAUUACCCAGUGGGAAGACCCCAGACUGCAGAACCCAGCAAUCACAGGCCCAGCGGUGCCGUACUCCAGGGAGUUCAAGCAGAAAUACGACUAUUUCCGCAAGAAGCUAAAGAAACCUGCUGACAUACCCAACAGAUUUGAGAUGAAAUUACACAGAAAUAACAUUUUUGAGGAGUCCUACAGAAGAAUCAUGUCUGUGAAGAGACCUGAUGUACUAAAAGCCAGGCUCUGGAUUGAAUUUGAGUCAGAAAAAGGACUUGACUAUGGAGGUGUGGCCAGAGAAUGGUUUUUUCUCUUGUCCAAGGAGAUGUUUAACCCUUACUAUGGUCUCUUUGAAUACUCAGCAACGGACAACUAUACACUUCAGAUUAAUCCUAAUUCAGGUCUCUGUAACGAAGACCAUCUGUCGUACUUCACGUUCAUUGGCCGGGUGGCCGGCCUGGCCGUGUACCACGGGAAGCUGCUGGACGGCUUCUUCAUCAGACCUUUCUACAAGAUGAUGCUGGGCAAGCCCAUAACGCUGAAGGACAUGGAAUCAGUGGAUAGUGAAUACUACAACUCUCUGAAGUGGAUCCUGGAAAAUGACCCUACAGAGCUGGAUCUCAUGUUCUGCAUAGACGAGGAAAACUUUGGACAGACAUAUCAAGUGGACCUGAAACCCAAUGGGUCCGAAAUCAUGGUAACAAAUGAAAACAAGAGGGAAUACAUUGACCUGGUCAUCCAGUGGCGGUUUGUCAACAGAGUGCAGAAACAAAUGAAUGCCUUUCUGGAGGGAUUCACAGAGCUGCUUCCAAUUGAUCUGAUUAAAAUUUUUGAUGAAAAUGAACUGGAGUUACUGAUGUGUGGCCUUGGCGAUGUGGAUGUCAAUGACUGGAGACAACACACCAUCUACAAAAAUGGUUACUGCCCAAAUCAUCCUGUUAUCCAGUGGUUCUGGAAGGCUGUUCUGCUGAUGGAUGCUGAGAAACGGAUCCGGCUCCUGCAGUUUGUGACCGGGACGUCACGCGUGCCUAUGAACGGAUUUGCUGAACUUUACGGUUCAAAUGGUCCUCAGCUGUUUACAAUAGAGCAGUGGGGAAGUCCUGAUAAGCUGCCCCGGGCUCACACCUGCUUUAACCGCCUAGACUUACCUCUGUAUGAAACUUUCGAGGACCUGCGGGAGAAGCUCCUCAUGGCUGUGGAGAAUGCCCAAGGGUUUGAAGGGGUGGAUUAACUUGGCAGCAGCCAUUCCCUCUCCAAGCACGUUCUGCUGGCGUUGGCACCUGCCCGAGGGACUCGAGGGCUUGUGGCACAGCAGUUGCCCGGCGCUGGCUCUGGAGCAGAGCCCGGCAAGCGCGGGGGCUGAGCCCUGAGGCUGGGGCUGGCACCUGGGGUGGCCUUGCUGAUGUUCCCGCACCAGUUGUGAACUGAUCACACUUCAGCAGGACUUGCUCUAUUUAUGUUGUGCCUCUGUAGGCAAAGCCCUUAAUAAAUAUUUUACACAAUUUCUAA